AUGCCCCGCGCCCCCCGCCCCCGCGCCGCCAAAGCGUCCGGUCCCGCGAGCACCGGCUACACGCCCACCCAGAUCUCGCGGCACAUCAGCGCCUACUUCAGCGCCACGCCGCCGGCUGCCUGGAGCCUCGAGGCCUUCACAGCGCACUGCAGGACGCACGCGCAUUUCGCGGCGAAGAAGACGCCGGCAAUGGUCAACUACUGGCUGACUGAGUUGAAGAACAUCCUGUCUGCGGAGGAGAGUGAAGAGGGGGAGGGUGAGAAUGAGGGAGAGCGGGAGAGAGAUGGGGAGAGGAGGGAGCGGGCGAGGGCUGUGCAGGAGGAGUGGAAGGGGAGGGGGAGGAAGAAGCACCCGCGCUACACGGCGACAAACAGCAUCGUCGUGCACGGCGACAUCAUCAACUCGAGUGUGGCGAACAUUGCCGGAACACUGCCCGCGCCCGCCGCAUCUCCCGCACCCCCGGUUGAGCCGGAGCCGGUCGCUGAGCCCGCCGCUGAGCCCGCCGCUGAACCGGAGCCCGACACCGACGACGACCGCCUACCGACCCUCAUCCCCACCGACAUCACCACGCCCGGCACCUUCCUCUCGCGCUUCCCCGCAAUGACACACAAAGCGCGCAUCACCGCCGUCAAGACCCUCGAAGACACGCUCCACACCCACCUGCAGCAGGCACCCGCCUCCUCAGUGCUGCUCACGCACGGCAUCAUCGACCGCGACGACGCAGAGGCCGCUGCGCUGUUCACAACCGCAGAGAUGAGGGCGAUAUCGGCGCUGGCACCGCGCCCGCCGGAGCAGGAUGCGGCGUUCGAGUAUGCGUGUGCGCGGUACACGGGGGGGAGGGGCGACGCGGAGUGGUAUCGGGUGGUGUCGGAGACGCCGCCGCGGCCGGCGGGGGUGCGGUAUGAGAGGGGGGUCAACUUUAAUGCGACGUAUGUUAACCAUGCGGUGGGGGCUAUAUUGGGCAAUAUGGAACAUCUGGCGGAGACGUGCAGCUUUGCGCCGGAGCCGAACGAGGGCUGGUUUGAUGCGAAUAUCUGGGCCCCGCUGAUUGACUACUGCUUCAAGGACCUGCACGGCGUGUCUCUCUCACGAAAAGAAAUCAUGUCCCGCGCUGCCCCACACUUCCGCUUCGACGGCAUCCUCCUGCAACACCAGUCCGGCCAAGGCGCACGCGAAUACGGCGCCAUCGAGGUCGGCCGCAACACGCUGGGCACAAAGCGGCACACCGACAAGCUCAAGCUCGUACACAUCCUUCACGCCAUGCUGCACCGCCUCGCCGCCGAGGUAGGCGGGCGCUGGGAGGUGGCGAGAGGCUUGGAGACCGUGGGCGUGCAUUGUGUUGGCUCCUCCGUGCAGAUUCUCCGGAUGGGGUUUGUGAGUAGGAAUGUGUGCCUGCUGCGUACGGGGCCGGUGCAUCCCGUGCCGAGUCGGUUUGAGGACAUGGAGGAUGUGUUCCCGGCCAUGAGGGCGGUGGUGGCUGCGAAGCUGGUGAUUAAGCGCUCGAUUGAGAUUGUCAAGGGGUAUGAGCAUGAGGGGUGGGCGGACGAUAUCUAG
This is a messenger RNA of Morchella importuna, 1554 nucleotides long. RefSeq lists its product as uncharacterized. The transcript is spliced from 7 exons. The record is from RefSeq and is a predicted model, not a curated record. Lineage: Eukaryota; Fungi; Ascomycota; Pezizomycetes; Pezizales; Morchellaceae. The coding region runs from base 1 to 1554 and encodes 517 amino acids.